AUGAGCGCGAUAACGCUAGUCGAGAUUGCCGAGAUGAUAGCCAACGUCUCUAGACAAGAAUAUGUCGCCGACUUCCUCAAGCACCAAGUAUCGAGUCUCAAUUCGAGAGAGACGUGUUGGCCCCAAUCAGGUGUUUCUGGCCUUCUAUACCUGUUACGCGCGAACCUAUCCGAGACGCAGUCAUGGAACAACAGUUAUAUAGAACAGGGUCCAUACCAUUUCAACAGCUCUGGAAACACAUACACUGUGGACUUUGCUAAGAAAGAGUAUAUUGUCAACGGCGUGGAUCAAGAUUCGUAUAUCACCUUGUCUUACGUUCAUGGGCUGAGCAUGAUUAUUGCCUUCUUCUUGGUGUACCCCAUUAUCUUACUGAUGGAGUCGAGUACGGUGCUUUGUGAUCUUAUCAAUCGACCAGUAGCAAAGAUAACAGUUCAGAAGUGGGAGUCAGCCCUACGAAUCCUCGUCUUUACACCUCUCGUCGUCGCGGGUUUAGUGACGGGAAUCCUCGGGAUGGGCUCAUCAGAUCAUUUUAGGACAGAACAUGGGGUUAUCGGAAUUAUCACAGUAGUCUUUGCAGGCUUCGUAUCUAUCCUAUUCUUCUUCGGUUGCUGCUUCGACAACCGUCUGCGUCGAACGGCACGCGGUAUGCGCUGGCUUCAGAAUAUUCACUACUUCGACAUGUUUGUCUGCCAAGUGAUUCUCAUGCUAUCUGGUUUCGUACUCACAGACGGCUUUGAUGAUCUCUCAGUUAUGGGGUUAUGCUAUAUCCAGAUUUCAACAGCGUGGUCAGUUUCGCUUGGCAUGAUUGCAGCGUUUGUGUGGAAUAGUGCUAUGGUUCUGAUGACAGCCCAGUGGUUUCUUGUACGUAGAGCCAGACCGGAACCUGUUUCUACUGGCGUCCCGGCGGGUGUCAAGAUGUGGAGAUUUGUGAGGUUGUGGAAGAAGAGAGAUGUGAGGGAGGAGCAGGAAAUGGGGUCUCUGUCUGAAACUUGCGAGGCAAGAAUGGAAUCAAUGGAUUGA
Messenger RNA from Fusarium graminearum PH-1, 1020 nucleotides. RefSeq lists its product as uncharacterized. NCBI's taxonomy places the organism in Eukaryota, Fungi, Ascomycota, Sordariomycetes, Hypocreales, Nectriaceae. Bases 1 to 1020 code for a protein of 339 amino acids. The transcript is spliced from 3 exons. The record is from RefSeq and is a predicted model, not a curated record.